GUGGUUCGAGUAACAACGUCCACUGGCUGGAGUCCGCGGCGCUUGGCGCCACAGUCACUUUUCCAGAUCUGGGCGCACUAUGGACACCUCGUCAGAGAUGCUGGUACGGUUUGGACGACGCUGUGGACAGGCGAAGGAAAGUACAGAAAAAAGAAACUCUGAAGAAGAUCAAGUUCUCUAUCCGCCUCUUCUGCCUAGCAAAGUAGAUCUCCAGCAGGUCACCAUAAUUCCACACAAUGAGUGGAAAAGGAUUCAAGAUAGCCUUGACAGGUUGACAAGAGAAGCAGCAUGCCUCCGUGCAGAAAGAAAGGCAAAGAAAGAAAUGCAUUUGCGAUCUCAAGAGGUGGUAAAACACUGGACUAAUACAUAUGCAGGGAUGAAAGAACAGAAACUUGAAGCCAAAAAGAAGCGCGAUGAAGAAAUAGAGGCAGAAAGACAAAUUCUGGAUCUGGAAGAAGAAAUACACAAACAAGGAAAAAGAAAAAAGGCCAUCGAAAAUGCAAAGCAAUGUCAAUUUUACCAGACAGAAAGAGUGAAAAACUUUCAUUCAGGACUUCUUCUUAGUAGAGUUAUGAAAGAACGUGAUGCCCAGAUUGAAUUCCGAAAGAGUACGAUAAAAUCAGAUAAAAAAUGGGAGGAACAAUUGAAGCUCAACAUUGAAAAAGCUUUUAAAGAAGAACAAGAAAAAGCAGAAAAACGACACAGAGAAAGGGUGGCUCUUGCCAAAGAUCAUCUAAAACAAAUAAAGGAACAUGAGGAAGAAGAAGAAAGAAGGAAAAAGCAUGAAGAAAAAGAUGCCGAAGAAAUAAAGCGCCAGAAUGCAUUGUAUGAAAUUGAAAUGAGAAAAAAACUAGAAAAGAAAAGAGAAGAGAUGCAUGAAAGCAGGAGACGGUUUCUUGAACAUAUGCAGGAUAAACAUAUUAUCAAAGCUGUAGAACAGCAGCAGCAAGAGGAAGAAGAUGAAAAGAUUAGAAAAUUUAUCAAAGCAAAAAAGUGUCUUAUACAAAUGGGGAAAGAAAAAGAAGCUGAAACACACAGGCUUAUGGAGAAACGAAGAGAAAGAAUACAUAACUUCCUGAGUGAACUAUUGAAAGAGAAACUUGACAAUGAAGAUAUGAUUAUUGCUAGAGAUAUUGCAGAAGCUGAGGCUGAAUGGGAAAAAAGAGAAAGAGAAAAAGAUGAAAAAAACAAAGCAGAAUUAAAAACAAUUGCAGAAUAUAGAGCCAUUGUGAUGAAAAAUAAAGAGGAAGAAGAAAGACAAAGAAAAAUAGAGGCUAAAGAACAAUUGCUGGCUGUCAUGAAAGCAGAUCAAAUUUUCUGGGAACAUGAAAAGGAGAAAAAAUACAAAGCUGAUAAAGAACACCGAGAGGUUCAAGAUGCCCAUAUUCAGCAAAUGGCCAAAAAUAAGUUUAAUGCAAAGCAAGCAAAACAAGCAGAAUUAGAUUAUUGCAAACUUACUGAAGCUCUUUUGGCUGAAAAGGAGAAAGAAUUUCAGGACUAUGCCAGAGAGGUAAUUGAACUUGAAUCGGAAACAGCAAAUAAACAUAUUUACCCUCUUGUAAAAGCUGUACAGGAAGGACCUGGAGGUGGCCAUGGACCAGUGCUUGUGGACAGAGGUGGACUGAGACCCAGCUAUCAGGCAAAUGAUAUUACUGGAGUCCAGCUCCCUUUUUAUAACUCUCAGGGACCAAAAUAUAAUUUUCAGAAGUCAAAGAGAAGGUUAGGUUUUACAUGGUAGAAAAAAAUUAUUUUUAACAUUGAGAAGACUAAGUUGUAGCAUAUAUGAGCUUCACAUGUAAAUGGAUUUAUGUUAAUAAAGCUGUUCUUCAUCUAAGUAC
Rhinopithecus roxellana (golden snub-nosed monkey) is the source of this 1838-nucleotide messenger RNA. RefSeq names its product coiled-coil domain containing 173 (gene CFAP210). The transcript is spliced from 9 exons. Bases 80 to 1738 code for a protein of 552 amino acids. The record is from RefSeq and is a predicted model, not a curated record. Lineage: Eukaryota; Metazoa; Chordata; Mammalia; Primates; Cercopithecidae.